Molecule: messenger RNA, 556 nt
Organism: Saccostrea cuccullata (small rock oyster)
Lineage: Eukaryota; Metazoa; Mollusca; Bivalvia; Ostreida; Ostreidae
Product: perlucin-like protein
Exons: 5
Coding region: 1-555 (184 amino acids)
Molecular function (GO): signaling receptor activity
Source: RefSeq, a predicted model, not a curated record
AUGGGGCCUAGUGAUAAGCUGAAUGCAAAACUUUGGAAACUUUACAAAAAGUUUCAGAUAUCCUCCAAGACAGUGGGCUCGGAUCUAACGGAAACACAUUUUGUGACAAAGACCAAAACCGUUUGUAAAAAUUCAGGAUGUUCCAUAAUUGAUCCCGAAGACGGUAAUAAGACGUGUUCUAAAGGCUGGAAAAGGUUUGAUGAUAAGUGUUACAUACAGCUGUCAAAGAAAUUUACUUGGUCAUAUUCUAAGAGCGCAUGUCAAGCAAUCAACGCACAUUUAGCCCGAAUAACAUCCGAGAGAGAAAAUAAUUGGAUUUAUAAGACUUUUGGGGGUCCCGAUGCUUGGAUCGAUGCUACAGAUUCACUAAAAGAGGGAACGUGGAGAUGGUCCUCCACAGGAAAAAAGUUAAAAUACACAGCUUGGGGUAAUGGGGAACCUAAUGGCGACAAUGGAGAAAAUUGUGCACAAGUCCGCACCCACGGUGGAAAAUUUUAUUGGAAUGAUGCAGGUUGUGGAAACACGUAUCAGGCCAUAUGCCAAAAAACAACAUAAG